AUGCUCGACGCUCUGACCAAGGAGGGCAUCUCGACAGUCACUUCACCGUCUCUAGCUCCCAUUACCUCGUUAUCUGCGAGCACCCCUAAGCCACUAAAAAGGGCCAUAAUGGACAUUGACGAGGAGGAGGAAUUAGUCGUUGUUGAGCCCACGGACCCUGACGAGGAUCGUCUCCGUGAGGCAACUCUUCAAGCUCAGCAAGAGGCUGCAGCAGUUGUAGCAGUUCAGGCCGUCUCGGAACCAAUACCCCCUCCUCCACCACCGCCGCCACCGCCACCUUUUUCUCCCCCAUCCGAAGCCAUGGAUUCCAAUAAAAAUGUGGUCACUACCGACCCAGUUUUGCUCAGUCAAAUCAUUCAAGCUUUGAAUGCCAAGCCGAAUAACCAAACUGCUGAAAGUACUCAGCAACCGCCAAGGUUCCUAGUCACCUCUUCGAACAAUGUGCUAACCUUUCAGCCCUCUCCAGCCCCCAUUCCUCCUCAGACGUCUUUCAUGGUUCAACCACUGAGUGGCUUCCAGGCAGCUAGACUUUUAAACCUUACACCAGCUACUCCUCCCCCUCCGACACCGAUCUCAAACACAGGUCUGCAAAGUCUUCUUUCAACGGACCCGCUACUCUAUGGAAUCUUCGUGAACUGUGCUACUUCAAAUAUGAUAACCCAACUGGCAAAUUCCAUCUCCGCAUCUAUGAUAUCCUUCGCCCAGUUGGUGGCAAUUGAUAAAAACAUCAAUCUGAACAAUCAAAUAGCCGAGAUUACGCAACUUAUUUCAGCUCUAAUCAAUCUGGCCACUUCGCUCUCCACCACGCUACCAGGUUUGAUGUCCUUGAGGGGUGCGGUUAACCCGGCACCAACAGUCUGCACUCCUCAAACUAAUCCCAUUCUCACUAGUCUCAUCGCUGCUUCCUCGUCCACACCUUCACCCUCACAACCGACAAACACUCCUCCUUCAACAAUGACAGGGAAUUCGACGUCCAAGAAUGUUCCUCCACCACCGAACGUAGUCUGCCCUCAGCCCCGUACUCCUGUUCAGGUGAAACCGGAGCGAUCCACUUCGUUGAUGAGUGGUAAACAGAGUCCACCAGUUGCCGGUCUGGUGACAAGGUCCGGCACAGUCCUAACCUCUGUGAAGACGAGUCCGCGUCCGAAGCGGUUCAUAUGUCCACAUUCUGGCUGUACCCGGGCUUUCGCUUCGAGAUUUAACCUCGUUGAACACAUCCGUAUCCACACUGGGGAAAGACCCUUUGUCUGCCCUGAACCUGGAUGUACCUCGAGGUUCAAGAGACGUCGGGAUCUCUAUGAACACUCCACGAUGCAUAAGAAGCGUGUUCCCAACCCUGGAAAAGCUCUCCUCGUUACCUCGGUUCUCCCAGAGAAAGGGAAGGCUGUGCCCAGUGGUGAAGACAAUCGAAGACCACGUCAUUUCUGUCCAUUCACCAAUUGUCAUCGCUCCUAUGCUCGCAGACAUCGUCUCAAUCAGCACAUGUGUCUUCACACCGGUGUUGGACCCUUCUAUUGCGAUCAACCGAAUUGCAAUGUGCGGUACUUCAAUUCCGACGAUCUCGAACGUCACAAACUCGUCCAUCUCCUACCGACAAGCAGUGAUACUGCAAAAAAGCAUAUCUGUCCUCAUGAAAACUGCGGGAAGGUCUACUCGAAGCUAAACAAACUGCGGGAGCAUGUUCGAUCACACACUGGAGAAAGACCGUUCAUUUGUGAACGGGAGGGAUGUGGCGCUUCAUUCAGUCGACCUUAUGGCCUCAAACGUCACCUGCUGACUCAUACAACCGCGACAGCAACCGCUGACAUAGCAGCCAAUUCGGAUGCUCAGAAUUCAAAUCAACCUUCAUCCUCCAAAGUGGCAAACCUUGUCACAUCCGUACCAGCCACAAGAACAUUGACAGCGGUGUUCCCUCAGACUCCGACACUCAUCUCCAGAGUGUCUCCCAACCCCCAGCCAACAAUUCUCAACCUCGUGCAGGCUUUGACUUCUUCUGGCGUCCAGUUGCAGCCGAUAGUCACGAGGCCUUUUGGAAAGCGGCGACACAUCUGCCCCAUGCCUGGAUGCACAAAAAUUUUCCCCAAGUUAAAUAAGCUGCGGGAACACAUCUGUCGGCAUACUGGAGAACGACCAUACGCCUGUGAUGAGUGUCCUGCCACCUUUGUUAGAAUGUACGAUCUUCGUCGCCAUGCACUCAUUCACACACGUAGACGGCUGGGAAUCCUUAAUAAUGGCUCACAGCUGCGAUUGGCCAAACCUUCUGCUGGUCUCACCUCCUUCGCUGUCCAACUGCCUCUUUGA
Echinococcus granulosus is the source of this 2301-nucleotide messenger RNA. Its product is annotated as Zinc finger protein. Gene Ontology annotation, molecular function: RNA polymerase II cis-regulatory region sequence-specific DNA binding; DNA-binding transcription factor activity, RNA polymerase II-specific. Gene Ontology annotation, biological process: regulation of transcription by RNA polymerase II. The record is from RefSeq and is a predicted model, not a curated record. The coding region runs from base 1 to 2301 and encodes 766 amino acids. The transcript is spliced from 3 exons. NCBI's taxonomy places the organism in Eukaryota, Metazoa, Platyhelminthes, Cestoda, Cyclophyllidea, Taeniidae.